CUCAAUUGCAGUUCACACCCAGGUAAUGUUCAACACUGAGUUCUAGACUUUUUUAUUUUUUUGUUCUCAGCUCAGCUUUGGUGAUUUCAGCUUUCAGAUGUGGAUUUUUCAAUCAAUUGUUCGUUAGAUUCAGCAUCCCGCCCUUAAAUGCGGUUAUGUUCUGAGCAUCACUUCAGAGGACAUAUGGCAUAGUUCGGCGUAUUAUCUUUCCUACUAACAGCAUCUUUGCUUUGCUUCUAAACAUUACUUCUUCUUUCUAUUCAAUUACUAUACAUCCUCACUCUUCAUACACAAUGGCAUCGGUUGACGAUUAUCAUAUCUCAGCGAAUAUCGCCCCUAGUGCUGGCCGGUCACCCCAGCAUUCACGACCAAAAUCGAGCGUCCUAAAGUCCUUUAUCCACCGACGAAACAAUUCCGAUGGAUCCGCAUUACCGCCUUCUGACCUUAUACUCCCGCCAAAUAGCACGCCCUUUGAUUCUGAACCAGGCUUCCCAAAUUUCUCUCGACCUGCUGCCCUAGGUGAAAUUCAACAAAACCAGAUUGGGACUUCUUCUCGAUCACCCACGAAGCAACGACAACAACCCAGUGCCCCACCAUCUCCGACCAAAAAGGGCUUCAACACAGUAUCAGCUAAGGAGUCGGAAAAAUUAGCUAAGCUAGCCAAACAAGACGAAGGCAAACCCAAGAAAACCAAAUCGGCUACGAACCUCGUUGGAUUCCUAAGUCGCCCCAAGAGCUCUAAAAAUUUGAAUAAGCAAUCUACCGAAGACGAUAUGCGCUUCAAGAAGAAUAAAGAGAACCAACCACCUCAUGAGGGUAUUCGGCCUCCCAUCUACGCCCAGUUCUCCAGUGGUGCAUUGGAGAAACAGUCGGAACGAAAUGAUGAGAAGAAUGGGUACAAGAAUUCCCUCCUUACCAAUACCGCAAACGGCGGAUCAAGCGGCCGAAUGACCAAAGAACGACCUAAAUCUUACCACGCGCCAUCAACACAACUCACCGAUUCUAAAUCGAAAUCAGGCAGCUCCAAGGCUUCACCGUCUAAGAUACAGAGAGGCCUGAAAGUAUUCACCGGUGGCUCGGGAUCGCAGAAUAGACCACGCUCCGCCGAACCUGCUGAGCCCGUCCUCGACGGGAAGGACAUUGAUAAGCACCUCGAAGCAAUGUUGGACCGACGUAAUAUCCCCGAGCACCAAAGAUACAAGAUGCGAAACCUCGCAGAUACUAUCAAGAUGGAGUUCAUACGACAAGAUUGGGCAGAGAGCCGCGGUCUUGGUAUCACCAGACCGGAGAGUCACGACAGUGAUUCCAGCAUCAACGCUGCCCAGGUGAUCGAACACGGCAAGCAGAAGAAGUCACGAGGUCGAAGCUUCACCUUGUCUAGAGGCAAGAAGUCCGAGUCGACUUCUCCCACAAAGAAGUCGAAAGGGGAGGGUUCCAUAGGACGGCACUUCCGAAGUAGAUCCACAGAUAGCGUUGCUAGUGAGCGACCUUCUUCGGCCGGAUCGAAUUCAGGAGGUGGUAUAUUCUCGAAGGUGAAGUUGCAACAAGGACCCGUCGACUUCGUGAACUACCUGCGUAAGGUACAGAAGCCGGAGUUAGUCGAGGUCGGAAAAUUGCACAAGUUGCGGCUACUACUGCGGAACGAGACGGUAGCCUGGACAGAAGAGUUUAUACGACAGGGCGGGAUGGAAGAAAUUGUAGGAUUACUACAUCGUAUCAUGGAGGUUGAGUGGAGAGAAGAGCACGAAGAUGCCCUGCUACACGAGAAUCUUCUCUGUCUAAAGGCGCUCUGCACUACAGCUCUUGCCCUGCAGUACCUCCAUUCGAUUCAAGCAACGCUAUUUCCCGCCCUUUUAGGAAUGCUCUUCGACCCCGAAAAGAAGGGUCCCAAUGAGUUCACUACUCGAGGUAUCAUCACCUCUGUCCUUUUUACCUACAUACAAUCCGCCUCGCUCGCCGAUCGCCCCGUCCGUGCCAAGACGGUACUUGGUCAUCUACGUGACCCCGAGCCGAAGGAGGACGCGCGACCCGUCGGAUUCGUCCUCGAGAUGCGUCGAGAACGUCCAUACCGUGUAUGGUGCAAAGAGGCAGUGAGCGUCACCAAAGAGGUCUUCUGGAUCUUCCUGCACCAUCUCAACGUCGUCUAUCUACCCCGUGAGAAGGAGUCGAAAGAAGGCGCCGGCCCUUCUGGCAUAGACAGUCUGGCGUACAUGCAAGCUCACUUCCCACAAGAGAGACCCCCAGUCCCUGCUGCCCCCUACGUUGGUGGCGUAGAGUGGGAUGCUACGAAUUAUCUAGCAUCGCAUUUAGACCUCUUGAAUGCAAUCAUCGCUUGUACCCCCACGGCCGAAGAACGCAACGCCCUGCGCGGCCUAUUUCACAUCUCGGGUUGGGAACGCUGCAUGGGUGGUAGUCUACGCCUCUGCAAGGAGAAGUUUUAUCCCGGUGUGCACGAUGGCCUGAGAACUUGGGUCGCAGCCGCUGCCGAAGACGGCUGGGACGUGCGAGACGUACGCUAUGGCCCGCCGGCCGAGCCCAAGAGCCCGACCAAGAGAUACGCUGGAGGUGGCGGGGGUGGUAAUAAUAACAAAGGAGGCAAAAACAACAAGGAGGAACAGGCUCCCAGGAUCGACAUACCAAAGCUUAGUCUAGGCUUAGAUUCGUCUACUCCUGCUCCUGCAUCAGGCGCGGCUACUCCCGUCGGGAAAUUGAGUCACGAGGGCUGGCUCUCAUAGCGAGAGACCUGGCUUAGGCGUUGGGAAAUGGAUUAUGAGGGUCCAACAGUACCACCAUUGCCACCGGUGCCACUCCCAUCGGUGGAGAUAAGUUCCCAAGCGGGAAUGAUGAAGUGACAGACGAACAGACCAGACCCGGUCUUCGGGAUCGAUAGUGCUGACUUGGCUUUGUCUUGGCCGAACCGAAACACCGAAACUCAACACUGAGCUGGAACGUCAGCAUUCUUUUUUGUCGAUUUGGUGGAACAUGGAUUGUAUUUUGGGGGCUUCUCAUUCGGAGUUUUUCUGGGGGAAGGGAAAGGAUGCUCUUUUUUUUUUUUUGCUGCUGCUGCUAUUUUUCCACGGGUCUCGUCUCAUUGUCACGCCUCCUCUUCUCGGGAUUUGGAAUGUGUUUUUUGUGAUUUUUUUCUUCCCAUCUUUUCUCAUCAUCCGGUAAUGACGUCCGGUUGGACAUACACACAGGCACAAGGCACAGACACACACACAUGGGCUAUUCACACGCGGUACGCGGUAGAUUGAAUGAUCACGACGAUUAUGACUAGGGGCACAGGCUCAAUGAAAACAAAAAUCAAAUGAUUUUCCAUUAAGAA
Hypoxylon trugodes is the source of this 3325-nucleotide messenger RNA. RefSeq names its product armadillo-type protein. Gene Ontology annotation, biological process: actin cytoskeleton organization. The transcript is spliced from 2 exons. The record is from RefSeq and is a predicted model, not a curated record. Gene Ontology annotation, molecular function: actin binding; small GTPase binding. NCBI's taxonomy places the organism in Eukaryota, Fungi, Ascomycota, Sordariomycetes, Xylariales, Hypoxylaceae. The coding region runs from base 294 to 2735 and encodes 813 amino acids.